UACUUAGAUAGAGCAAUUGAGCAAAAGCCACUCGCUCUCUAAAGCCAUGGCUCUAUAGCACUUCUGUUUUAUCUCCUUUACACGACCAGGCCAUGGGUUUUGCGAUGGGAAGCUCCCAUCUGUUACAAUCUUAUUUUCCAUUCUCUUCUUGUUCUUCGUCUUCUUUCCCUUCUCAUUCCCAUUCUGUGAUCUUUCAUGUCAAGAACUGUGAUGGUAAGUCCAAGAGAAAGAAAAGGGCAGCCAUUGUUGCUUGUACGCGUCAAGAAGAUCCAGAUAGUAUCAUUUUUAGCAAGAAGAGAGCUGUUCUCUUUGUGGGUAUUUGGGUUCUUCCCUUCUUGCAACUCAGGGCCAGAGCGCUUGAAGGUUCAAUUACAAAAGAAAAUGAGCUCAGCACAUUUGAAGAUAACCAAAAAGAACAGCUUGCAAUUCAAAGACAUACCCCACCAAAUCCCUUCCUGUCUGUCCUGAAUGGACUUGGUAUAUUUGGUACUGGUGUUCUCGGUGCACUCCUUGCAUUGACUAAGAAAGAGAAGAAGGCCACUGAAACAGAACUGGAAUCUAUGACUGCCAAACUGAAAGAGAAGGAAGCUGCUAUUGUGUCCUUAGAGAAGAACUUUGAGUCAAAGCUGUUGAAUGAACAGGAAGAAUGGACAAAGCAACUCAGAAAGGCCAAGGAUGAACAACUGGUUCUUGUGAACCAACUAAAAUCAGCUAACAGUACAAUUGCAGGGCUAGGACAGGAGCUGAAAAAUGAGAAAAGAAUUGUUGAUGAGCUCAAAGUUCAAAUAGAUGGUCUAGAAAGAAUCCUUUCAAAGGCCGAGGAAGAUAAGAAAGCUCUUGAACAAGAGCUAAAGGAAAAACUCCAUUCAAUUGAAGGCUUACAAGAUAAGAUUAACUUGCUUAGUUUAGAGCUCAAGGAUAAGGAAGAAAAUGUUCACCACCUCAACUGUUCACUUGCUGGAAAGGAGCUGGAAUUAAAGAACUUGAAUUCUAUCUACAAGGAAACAAAGGAUGAACUGGCCAAGGUACAUGGAGAAAUAAAAACAUUGAAAGAUGAACUUCAGAAAAAUAGAAAGGAACUGGGAUUGAAGAAUUCUGUGGUGGAGGAAUUAAAUUUGAAAGUGAGUUCUUUAAUCUUUGAGAGGGAUGAAUCUAACAAGAAACUUGAUGCUGUUCAGGAGCAGUACAGUGACCUAAAGUUGUCCUCUGAAAAGAAGGCUGCCUUGGAUGCCAAGCUGUUGGAAGAAAGAGAAGAUGAGCUUCACCAAGUAAAUGAAAAGCUUAAGCUUUCUCUGAAUGAAGCAAGCAGAAGCCAAGCCAUGAUUACAGAUUUGACAAGGGAAAAGGAAGAUUUGAAAAACAUGCUUGAUACAGAAUUGAACAAUGUAGUGAAUCUGAAACAUGAACUUCAAAGCACUCAGGAAGUUCUUGGGAAGCUGAGAAAUGAGGCUUCUGAUCUUGGAGAAGAACUAAAGCAGUCAAGAAAUAGGUGCACUGAGCUUGAGGCUGAGGCUUCCAGAGUUCAGGUUGAGUUUGCUGAAGCUACGGAAACAAUGCAGAAGAGCCUUGAGAAGGCGAAUCAGAGUGGUGAAGUUUUAGCCGAGGAGAUUACAGCAGCGAAGGAACAACUGAGAAAUACUGAGGAGGAGCUUAAGUUAGUGUCCCGUGAACUGGCAGCUGUCACAGAAAAUCGUGAUAGUCUGCAGAAGGAAUUGGUGGAUGUCAAUGAGAAAGCUGAAGUCACAGCCAAUGAACUAACGGAAGAGAGAGAAUUAGUUUCUUCUUUAAACAAAGAGGUACAAAGCCUGGAGAAUCAAAUCAUGAAGGACAAUGGGGUAAGAAAAUCUCUUGAAACUGAUCUAGAAGAAGCUACUAAAUCAUUAGAUGAGAUGAAUCGAAAUGCAUUGAUACUUUCUGGGGAGCUGGAAAUAGCUAAUUCUAGGAUAUCUAGCCUUGAAGAUGAGAAGCAGGUGCUUUACAAGUCCUUAACAGAGCAGAAGAAUGCAUCUAAAGAGGCCCAAGAGAACAUGGAAGAUGCCCAUAACAUGGUCUUGACGCUUGGAAAGGAAAGGGAGAAUUUGGAGAGGAAAGCAAAUAAACUUGAAGAAGCCUUGGCCCUUGCCAAGGGUGAAAUAUUGAGAUUGAGAAGUACCAUACAUUCCUCAAAAACACCUGCAAAAGAGGAACAACCUCAGAAAGAUGAGGGUGAGGACAAGAUCACUGUCACUGCGAAGAGAACUGGCAGAAGAAGAAGAUCUACCUCUCAAUGAAGCGUCUUCUUAAGUAAUAUCUAAUUACUUCCCUAUUUUGCUGUUAUCGUCCUUCAAACAGUCUAUUUUUGGGUUAUCAUCCAUUUCUUCUAUGGAGAAUUUUCUCCAUGCCUAUGUAUUGUAUAGAUGAGAUCUCCAAGCAUCAAAAUGAGAAAAAUACUCGUUAACAAUGUUUCUCAUGGUGUUUUUAUGAAUAUUAGAUAAGAUUUACAAUUUUUUCUGGACAA
Messenger RNA from Manihot esculenta (cassava), 2497 nucleotides. Its product is annotated as MAR-binding filament-like protein 1-1. The record is from RefSeq and is a predicted model, not a curated record. The coding region runs from base 93 to 2270 and encodes 725 amino acids. Gene Ontology annotation, biological process: mitotic chromosome condensation. The transcript is spliced from 4 exons. Gene Ontology annotation, cellular component: chromatin; condensin complex; condensed chromosome. Gene Ontology annotation, molecular function: chromatin binding. Lineage: Eukaryota; Viridiplantae; Streptophyta; Magnoliopsida; Malpighiales; Euphorbiaceae.